CGGGGAGGGACGCGCUGGAAGCGGAAGCGGCCGUUGUGCCGCGCGGCGGCAGAUUCGGGUGUCUGGAGCAGGCGAGCGGCUCCGGCCGCGGAAAGCGUCGGGGUAUUAUAAUAUAAUUACCUCGUAAUCUGAAAGAGCAGUGUUUGGAAGAAUGACAACAGGAGACCUAAAAGGAAGUUUAAGAAAAAUAGAACAAGGACUUCGCAUGUUAAAUUAUCCAAGAGAUGUGGAUUAUACAGUGUUAGUGAAGGGUGAUCCAGCUGCAUUUUUACCCAUAAUUAGCUAUUCCUUUACAUCGUUCUCAACUUACGUAGCAGAACUUCUGGUGAAAUGUGAUGUGGAACUUACAGCAAAGAGUGACUUGCGCUUUAUUGAAGCUAUUUAUAAGCUUCUCCGAGAUCAAUUUCACUAUAAACCAAUCCUAACAAAAGAGCAGUUUCUUCAGUUUGGUUUUGCAGAAAGAAAAAUGCAGAUUGUUUGUGACAUUAUCAACUGCGUGGUGAAAAAACAUAAGGAAUUAAGUAACCUGAAUAAGGUUAAAUCCCAAGCAAGAAAGAAAUUCAGACCUUCAAAACGUGAAAUAUGGUCAAAUUGUGGUGAUAUUCUUGUUGAUCUCAGUGGCAGCACUCUGAAUUCCAAACAGCAUGCUCAAAAGGUGCCUCUUGUAGAACGACACUCAGGAGAUGAAGUUAGGGAUGACCUUCCUCUUGCACCUAUUAAUCCAACACCCCUUAAUCCACCAUCACUUCCAGAAGAGGGAAAUAAUGAAGAAGAGUUGUACUUAGAUGAUGAUGUUGUGGAAGAACAAGUCAUAGAGGACAAUUCUCAGAUGGAGUUCCUAAGGAGUCAACUUGCUGAUUGCCAGGAAAAGCUUCAUAAGCUGGACUGGAUGGAAGAUAAAUUACGUGUUUUGGAAGAGAAACUGAAAGGGAAGGUGAUUAUAGAUGAGAAGGACUGGAAUAAUUUGUUGAGCAGAGUUUUGCUUCUUGAAACAGAACUGUUGCUGCAGUCCAAAAAGAGAGACUUAUCUGCAGAAUUCAACAGUGUAAGUCAAGAUGAUACUUCCAGUAUAAUUCCAGUCUCUCCUGAUGCAGAAAAAAAGGAGGAGAUGACGGAGUGUCCUCGUCAGUCAUCUGGAUACAGUUCAUCAUUAUCCACAGUCUCAUCUCCCAAAGCCAUGAUAAUUAAUUCUCAUGAUCUGACAGAGAUUUCAAAGGAGACAACAAGACAAAGAAUGGAAAGGAUAAGUAAAAUCAUUGAAGAAACCUCAGAAUUGUUGAAAACCUCAAGUAACACCUCUGAAAAGGCCUGAAAGAGCGGCUCUUCAGGCCUGUUCCCUGUAGAUGCAUGGAUAUAAAAAGUAAUAUGUAUGUUUGUACAACAUCAAAUUUUUAAUAUAUCAAAUUUGUAAUGUUCACUGUUUUUUAUAUUCUUUGAGUAAAUAUCUUUGAAUGCA
Molecule: messenger RNA, 1456 nt
Organism: Centrocercus urophasianus (Greater sage-grouse)
Lineage: Eukaryota; Metazoa; Chordata; Aves; Galliformes; Phasianidae
Gene: CEP44
Product: centrosomal protein 44
Exons: 11
Coding region: 152-1312 (386 amino acids)
Cellular component (GO): spindle pole; centrosome
Source: RefSeq, a predicted model, not a curated record